Diachasma alloeum is the source of this 2461-nucleotide messenger RNA. RefSeq names its product carbonic anhydrase 15. The record is from RefSeq and is a predicted model, not a curated record. Lineage: Eukaryota; Metazoa; Arthropoda; Insecta; Hymenoptera; Braconidae. Gene Ontology annotation, molecular function: carbonate dehydratase activity; zinc ion binding. The coding region runs from base 40 to 1026 and encodes 328 amino acids. The transcript has 6 exons. Gene Ontology annotation, cellular component: cytoplasm.
GUUCGAACAGAAGACAUCGCUCAGUGAAUUAUUAACGACAUGGAAGUUCACCUGGUUUUUGCUGCAGUUUUAUUAUCUCAUGCUUCUCUGGCCUUUGCCAAUUUCGCAUACGACGGACUCCAUGGGCCACAACAUUGGGGAGAGGACUACAACGGAUGCGUGGGGAAACAUCAGUCUCCAAUUAAUAUCCAGGAGCACAUCGUCAGAAACGUCAGUUUUCCGGAACUAAAAUUCUUCGGCCUCGAGUCCCUACGGGGCUGCUACAUAGAGAACAACGGGCACACCGUAAUGCUGAAAAUGAACAAGACCGAACGCCCAUCGAUUUUUGGUGGACCACUGGGUUCUCACGAAUACGUAUUCGAGCAGCUUCACUUCCACUGGGGAGAGAAUGAUCACGAAGGAUCCGAAGAUUUGAUCAAUAAUCACUCUUUCGCCAUGGAACUUCAUGCUGUGUUUUACAAGAAGAUUUAUGGAUCUUUUCAACAAGCUAUUCAUCAUCCAGAUGGAUUGACUGUCCUUGCUUAUUUCUUCGAGGCAAGUGAAGAAGACAACCCUAACUACGCAUUAAUCGUUGAGUCGUUACCGCUCAUUGAAGCAGUAGAUUCUUCCACAAACCUCAAUCCAAUGGCUCUGGAGUCACUGCUCCUUCCAAACCCAGCAGUUCUUCAGGAUUACUUCACGUACAACGGUUCCCUUACAACUCCACCCUGUUCGGAAGUUGUGACGUGGAUCGACUUCAAAGAAGCUCUGCCACUCUCCCACAAACAGAUCGCAGCAUUCAGGAAUGUUCGGGGUCCAGAAGGAGUGAAGCUAACUCACAAUUUCCGGCCGAUUCAACCCCUGGAGGACAGAGUGGUCUACCGCAACAUUCACGUCCCAGAGGACAACGCCCACCACCAUGACUUCGGUGGUUCUGGCCAGUCUAGUUUACACGUUUCGUUGCCAAUCGCACUGGGGGCUAUGCUCCUGACAGCUCCCCCCGAAAUCUGGACCGGUGUCCUAGAUUUAUUCACAACAUUCAGAUAAUAAGGAUGAAAUUUUAUAGUAAUGUUACAGAAUGGGAUAAUCCGAAAAAGUUCACAGAGAUUAUUUUGUAAAUACUUCUGGGUUCUACCACUAAUCAACACCGAAUAAUUCACAUCCUAUUUAAUUACGGGACAACUGAACAGUUUAUUUCAUCAUAUUGACAGUUCAUCACAUUAAAAUUCACCGGUAAAAUGAAAUCGUAGAAAAAGACAUGACUGAAAUAUUUAAUCAAAAACCCAAUUUAUGCUGUUAUAAAUUCGCGGUCUUAUCAUAAUUCUGAAUUCCUUCUAAUUCUUAUAAUGAAAGCCAAUUCUUUCUGAAGAUUGAAAAAUCCUCUCGUUUCCUCAAAUCGAGGAAGUUGUUAAUAAUGGUUGAUAAAACCUAUUUUGAAUGAACCAAUUAAAAAAAGAUUAUUGAAAUUUUCAACAAAACGUCUAAUGUCAACAAACAAAAUUCCGGAAGUCAUUUGAUAUUCAGUCAUUGCAAUGGAAAUUCAAAGCUGUUGUUAAUAAAUAUAAUCCACAAUUAUGACAUAUAGUAUUCAUUAUAAAUACUGUUUCAUUCCGCCAAUUUUUUAUUGAAUAAUUGUGAAAAAUUUUCUAUGUGAUUAACUGUCAAAGUGAUGGAAAAUCCGUAUGAUGAGUCGUCCAUGUGAUCAUUUUUAGUGAUAAAUUGGCCAGUGACGUCACAAUACUGUGUUGGGUAGGCGUGCUAUUAUAACUCUGAAAGUAGUAGGUUUAGAGAUAAGUAUUAUGGGGUAUUUUUUGUAACCCACAAAAUUAUCUCCAGAAUUUUGUUUUAAUGUUCUUCUCUAGACCUCUUUACUUUAACCAUAUUUUCAAUGCAUUUCAGAAACAUUUGCUCCAAUGUUUUAGAAAUAUCUCUGAAAUUAAAGAGUUCAGAGGAUUGUCGACAGUUUUUUUAAGCUUUAUUUUUUUUUAAAGUCAAUUUUUUUCGAGACCUUUUCCCUCUAAAGGUAUUGGUGAUAUAAUCUGUAAAUUGAUUUUGCUCUGAUUUCCCUCAGUAAUUUGGAAAUCUUUCUGAAAUUAGUAGGACCACAGGAAAAUGUCAGUUAAUAUUCUUUGCGGUUAACAAAAGUAUACGAAAAAUAUCUACCGGGUCAGAGAAAUAUACUAAAGUGCAUUCUUCAUAGCCCUUGAAAUUCACCGCGAAAUCGUUUUCUGACAUUUUCCCCUGCGUCCUCCUCUCCCUCCGGAGGAGAUUUACAGAAUAAUGUGCAUACUCGUUUCGAAAUUAUCUCGGUUGAUGAUUCUAUUACUGAAUGUAAGCUCAAAACAUGACGCAUGUGCCAGGACGUUAUUCCGUAUUUGAAGUAGCUCUAUAGUUUUUAAAAAUUAGGUUAUUUUGUUUGUAAAUGAACAUUGAAAUCUAUUUUUUCCUCAUUAAGUAUAAUAAAAAUUGAGAAUUUUUUUUA